Messenger RNA from Haliotis rufescens (red abalone), 2382 nucleotides. Its product is annotated as G-protein coupled receptor 161-like. Lineage: Eukaryota; Metazoa; Mollusca; Gastropoda; Lepetellida; Haliotidae. Gene Ontology annotation, biological process: G protein-coupled receptor signaling pathway. The transcript is spliced from 3 exons. Bases 567 to 2351 code for a protein of 594 amino acids. Gene Ontology annotation, molecular function: G protein-coupled receptor activity. Gene Ontology annotation, cellular component: membrane. The record is from RefSeq and is a predicted model, not a curated record.
GUAUGGAGCAGACACACAGUAAUUUUUCGGGCAGACGAUGCCGAUUUCUAUAAGGUAGAUACAAUUCAUCAGUCGAUUUUAACCAUCGAACGUAUGGUCAUUGUAUAGACAGCCAGAGAAGACGAGAUUAAAUAGCGCGAACAAGCUUUGAACAGGAGACCAUAUAAGAUUACACAGUAGGGGAUACAAAGGUCUGCAAAGAUUUGUUCCGGUAGCAUGGAAUUGUACUGGACACUGCUGUUGGUACCUUCAAAAGUAGUAACGUGUUGAACUGUAGAUUAGAGAUAGGAAUGAAGUCUCUGCCAUGAUAAAUAUAUAUCGCCGAGAUGGAAAUCUGAUCGGUAAUCCAUCUUGAGGGCUGGUGUCACCGCAGGAUGGUUUAUAACAUCGUGCUGUAUUUCAAACUUUAACUUGAAGCAGACGAUACGUAUUUUGACUGAGGAAACGAUACAUGGAAUGAAAUGACACGUGUGUUUUAUCACGAGAGCAGAAAUUGUGAUAACGGAAGUGAUGUUUCCAAACUUUUACUGUAAGACGAAUUUAAAUAUUCUGAGCAGACGACAUCGAUGACGCAGACGAACGGAUUCAACGUGAACCUUAUAGCUGGGAGAUACACGGAGUCCGCAGAUACCCGAAGACAUACUUCAGAAGGUUUCCAUGGUGACAGCAUGACGGAGUCGCUAUGUAACGUCAGUGACACAUGUGACGUGGAGCUCGAUUUCGAUGACGUCAUCAGCACAGCCGGGCUCAGCGCAGCGCUAUCAUACUUCGCCGUAGUGUUUCUGCUAUCGCUGCUAUGUAACGGCACUAUCUGUGUUGUGUUCCACAAGAGGCCACAGCUCCUUACAGUGUCCAAUAGCUUUGUGCUGAACCUCACCUGUUGUCAACUUGGACUGUCGAUCUUAAUUAUGCCGUUCUUGAUGCUCUCCCUUGUCUCCCGGAAGUGGGUAAUGGGCGACAUCUGGUGUCGAAUCCAGGCGUACCUCCUGACGGUGCUAGUCAUCGCCCUGCAGUAUUCCCUUCUCGUCAUCUCCGUGGACCGCAACUACGCCAUCAUCAACUCCCUCCGCUACCCCUACGUCUUCUCCCCUCGUCUCGGCAACCUCCUCAUCGCUGUCACCUGGCUACUAGGCUUCGCCAUCGGCAUGCCGCCAUUGUUUACAUACGGGGAACUCUCCUAUCAGCGUACCCAGUUCGUGUGUGGAAAUACCUGGGAGUCAGAGAGCAAAUACAGCGUGUUCUUUAUCCUAGCCGCAUUCCUCUUGCCGUUUAUUGUUCAGACGUGUUGUUAUUUAAGCAUUUUUAAAGCAGCAAUCAAACAUACUAAAGCAGCUAAUAGGGUUUAUCCAUCUGUAGGAAGCACAAGCGCCACCCAGGAUAUUUCCAUGGUGGCGGCCAUUGAAAUUGAUGACGUCACGUCACGUGUUCACAUGCCGAGAUCUCGAAGGACAGAGUGUAAAGCGGUAAAAACGAUUCUUAUCAUCUACGGCUCCUAUGUUAUUUCGUGGACGUUUUUCAUCAUCACGGGCCUCAUGAAAGCAUUUGGCGCGCAAACGUCUGCCUACUUGGACAUGACGGGAAUUUGUCUCGUGUUUCUAUCUUGUGCCAUCAAUCCAGUCAUUUAUGCCUUCAUGAACAGACUUACUCGUAAUGAGAUUUGGAAAUACUUCUCGCGUGCGGCACAAAGGUCCGUGGGUCGGGAACCAACUGUCAUGGAAAGUGAGGAAUUCUACUCGACGACUCUCUCCACCAACUUCUCAUCAAGUAGGCACACAUCCGGGACGUUUGUACCUGUCGCCAGGGGGCGCUCUAACAGCAUCAAAGUGGCAUGUGCCAGACGUGGAGACAUGCUUACGAUUCACGAAGUCUCUGAAACAGACGAUGAACUAAUAACUGCUUGUGCGUUAAACGAAUCCUCCAAAAUACAACCCAAAUCGACCGCCACUAAAUCAGUGAAACACAGCUCUGACGAGGUGUUACUUCGACCGUCCAAUUUCAGCAAAAUGUCUUUCAGACGUUGCCAUAGCAACGAUGAUAUGUCUCGAACUGUUCUAAAAAAUGUCAAUGGGAAAAUAGUUCCGACAGUAAAGAGACAUAUUAACAACACUCCGAAGGCUUCUCAAUCCAGAGACCAACGUCGGUUAUUAGUGAGGUCCCAAUCAUUUGCUAGCGGUCUGUCAGGGAACAGUUUACAGGCUGCUCUCGCGAAGGCGAUCAAACUCAGGACGGCUUUAACUAUAGGUAUUGGCGACGGUGUGUUAACCAAUGGCAAGAGUCCGGGGAAGGGCGUCCCAGGUCGCCGACAGCAGAAUGUGAUCACGUCAUUGGCGUCAGUUGAUGAAAUCUUGUGAUGUCCAAAAAUACAGGUUGUUGUUUUUAGUA